This is a messenger RNA of Stegodyphus dumicola, 2795 nucleotides long. RefSeq names its product intraflagellar transport protein 88-like protein nompB (gene nompB). Gene Ontology annotation, molecular function: kinesin binding. Gene Ontology annotation, cellular component: centriole; ciliary base; non-motile cilium. Gene Ontology annotation, biological process: non-motile cilium assembly; intraciliary transport. The record is from RefSeq and is a predicted model, not a curated record. NCBI's taxonomy places the organism in Eukaryota, Metazoa, Arthropoda, Arachnida, Araneae, Eresidae.
UCCUUUCUUCUUGCUUAAAAGCAAGAUUGCUACCAAAGAAUGCUAUUACUCGUAAUGACACUUCAACUACUACAGCAUGGUGGUUGCUAAGACAACGCGCCAUAGUUUGUUAUGAUAUAUUCCUCGUAUCACGUCCAUUAACAUGCAAACUCUAAAUCCAUCCUCAUUCGAAGAUGAUGAUUUAUAUUCUGGUUACAAUGAAUUUCAUCCAUCUCUGGAUAUUGCAGCUAUUCAAGAAGAUGAAGCUUUUCAACAAGCUGUACGUACUAGUUAUGGAAAGAGACCCAUUCCAACAGCUAAAGUUCCUGGAACAUCUCGUCUAACUGCAUCACGAGGAGGUACUGGGUGGGGUCGUUCUAUGGUACCUUCCUCUUCCGGGUUGUCCUCUGUCAGUUCCCAAGAAGCUCUUACCCGUCCAAUGACCGCUGUCCGUGGUGCUGGCUUUACAUCUUCUGGGCGAGCACCAUCAGGUAUAUUUGACCCUCUCAAUCAAGCAAAAUCUACUAUAUCUCCUUUGCAAAUGAAAGAUGAAAACAGUCCUGAAGAGAGAUUGAAGCAACUGGAAAAAAAAGUUUUGGAAUUGUUAGAAGAAAGUUGCAUUGCUGCAGGUUCAGGAGAGUUAAAACUAGCAUUAGAAAAAGGCAAAGAAGCUGCAAGUAAAGAAAGAGCUCUCACUAGGCAAAGAGAUCAACUUGCUUUAGAAAUAACACCAAACAUGGAUUUAACAUUUUCUGUAUUGCUUAAUCUAGCCACUCAAUAUGGAAACAAUGAAAUGUAUGGAGAAGCACUGAAUACAUAUCAGAUAAUAAUCAAAAACAGAUCUUUUAGCAAUGCAGGUCGUCUCAAAACAAAUAUGGGAAAUUUAUGUUUCAAUCAGGGAAAUUAUCCUAAAGCAAUCAAAUUUUAUAGAAUGGCUUUAGAUCAAGUUCCUAAUACUCAUAGGGAUAUGAGGAUUAAAAUUAUGAAAAACAUUGGACUCGCUUUUGUUAAGCUUGGCCAAUACACUGAUGCUAUAACAUCAUAUGAAUAUAUAAUGGCAGAGAAAGCAGAUUUUAGGACUGCAUUGCAUCUUCUUUUAUGUCACCAUGCUCUUGGGGACAAAGAGAAAAUGAAAAAAAGUUUUGUGAAGCUGCUAGAUAUUGUUUUGGAUCACGUUGAAGAUGAAGAUAAAUACUCAGCUACUUCUGAUGACCCUCAAACAAAUCUUAUUGUUGAAGCCAUAAAAAAUGAUUCACUUCGUAAAAUAGAGAGGCAGAGGAAACAAGAAGCAGAGUGGACAAUCCUAACAGCUGCUAAAUUGAUUGCUCCAGUAAUUUUAGACACUUUUGCUGCUGGUUAUGAAUGGUGUGUUGAUCAAAUUAAGGUAUCACCAUAUGCAGAUCUGGCUAAUGAUCUUGAAAUAAAUAAGGCAGUAACUUAUCUCCGCAAACGAGAAUUUAACCAGGCUAUAGAAACUCUGAAAGCAUUCGAAAGAAAAGAAACUAAAGUUGCAAGCACUGCUGCAACUAACUUAGCUUUCUUAUAUUACUUGCAAGGUGAUAUUUCUCAAGCAGAAAAAUGUGCUGAUCAAGCUAUUAUUGCAGAUCGCUAUAAUGCUGGAGCUCUUGUAAACAAAGGAAACUGCUGUUUGUCUAAAGGAGAUACUGAGAAAGCUGUUGAAUUUUAUAAAGAAGCCUUAUCAAAUGAAGCAAGUUGUGUUGAAGCAUUGUACAAUCUUGGUCUUGCAUAUAAAAAGCUUAAUAACGCAGAGGAUGCAUUGGAAUCAUUUUAUAAACUACAUGGCAUUGUUCGCAAUCAUCCUUUAGUGAUAUAUCAAAUAGCCAGUUUAUAUGAGCUAAUAGAAGAUAUAGAUCAAGCACUAGAAUGGUAUCAACAAGUUAUUACUUUAGUAGCAACUGAUCCAUAUCUUCUUGCAAAAAUCGGAGACAUGUUUGAAUCUGAAGGAGACAAGCAGCAAGCAUUUCAGUAUCAUUCAGAUUCUUACAGAUAUUUUCCUUCAAAUAUGGAAAUCAUACAAAAAUUAGGUUCCUAUUUUAUUGAAUCUCAGAUGUUUGAAGAAGCAAUAAAGUUUUUUGAGCGUGCAGCUAUUAUUCAACCGAAUCAAGUCAAAUGGAAGUUAAUGGUAGCAGCAUGUCAGAGGAGGAGUGGUAACUACCAACAAGCAUUUGAAGAGUAUAAAGCUAUUCAUCGCAAAUUUCCAGAUGAUGUGGAAUGUCUUAGGUUUCUUGUACGCUUAUGCACAGAUUUAGGUUUGAAAGAAGCUUCUGAAUAUGCUGCAAAACUGAAAAAAGCUGAAAAAGCUAAAGAAGUUAAAAUACAGAGAACAGCCAGUAGUGGAAGUCGUCCAGGAAGUCGAAGAAGUAGUGGCCGAACUUCUAGAGAUGGUUCUGCUAGUAGUUUAAGUAAUGCAAGUUUACCAUUAGGAAGCCCUAGACAAACUCACUCUGGACAUUCACUAAGCACCUCGGCUAAAACUUUAAACAGUGCUCAGAAAAUAUUAGAAACUGAUGAAUCUAAUGCAAUUAAUGAUCACCAAGACAUAAUAUUUGAUGAAAAAUUUCCUCUAGGACGCCCCAAAACAGCCAGUGGAAAUAGAGAUGAUUUUGAAGAUGAAGAUCUUCCACCAGAAAUCUUGCCAGAUUAAAUUAUAUGGUAAGAGAUGCAGUUAUUGAACAACAUUAUGUUGUUACCAUGAAAAAUGUAACAUUUUCUAAAACACUUUGAAAGUUUUAAAUGUAUAUUGUAUUUAUUUAAAAUAGAUUUAUAUUAAUUUUAAUUAAAAUACCAUUAUUUGA